Messenger RNA from Malus domestica (apple), 1671 nucleotides. RefSeq names its product transcription factor TGA6-like. Gene Ontology annotation, molecular function: sequence-specific DNA binding; DNA-binding transcription factor activity. Gene Ontology annotation, biological process: regulation of DNA-templated transcription; DNA-templated transcription. Lineage: Eukaryota; Viridiplantae; Streptophyta; Magnoliopsida; Rosales; Rosaceae. The record is from RefSeq and is a predicted model, not a curated record.
AAAAUUUUAUGCUCAAGUGGAAAGUGGGUGGAGAGCCCUCCUGUCUGUCUCUCCUGAGUCAAACUUCUUAGGACAUGAGCUGUUGAUGCAGCAGGCACUCUGUUGAAUUGUACAACUACCACCCCAGAAGAGUAAAGUGGUGGCGGAGCAGCCGCUUCCUCCUCCUGAUCGCCGCCCCAAGAUUUUUUUUCUUCUCUUUCUUCGUUUUUGCUCAUUUGGCCGAUACCAAACAGUUCCCAGCUGCCGUCAGAGGCUUGCAAUCACAAAAGGGUCAACCUUUUUGCUGGUUCUGUUCUGCAUCAAGUGGUGGUAUUUAGAAGUGGGUAUACAAUCCGCCAUGGCUGAUGGCAGUCCUAGGACUGAUAUCUCUACAGAUGGGGAGACAGAUGAUAAGAAUCGAAGGUUUGAUAGAGACCAAUAUGCCAUUGCUCCUGUGGCUUCUGAUUCCAGUGACAAAUCGAAAGAUCCAAAAGAUCAGAAGACUCUCCGUCGGCUGGCUCAAAAUCGUGAGGCUGCUAGGAAAAGCCGGCUGAGGAAGAAAGCUUAUGUUCAGCAGCUGGAGAGUAGUCGUCUGAAACUGACUCAACUAGAGCAAGAGCUCCAGCGAGCCAGACAGCAGGGAAUCUUCAUAUCAAACUCAGGGGAUGCUGCCCAUUCAAAUAGUGGAAAUGGGGCCAUGGCAUUUGAUGUAGAAUAUGGACGCUGGCAGGAAGAGCACAAUCGGCAAAUUAAUGAACUAAGAUCAGCAGUAAACUCUCAUGCAAGUGAUACAGAGCUUCGUAUUAUUGUAGAUGGAGUCUUGGCGCACUAUGAUGAGGUCUUUAGGCUGAAGGGCACAGCAGCUAAAGCUGAUGUAUUCCAUUUGUUGUCUGGUAUGUGGAAAACACCUGCUGAGAGGUGUUUCUUGUGGCUUGGAGGUUUUCGUUCAUCUGAGCUCCUGAAGCUUCUUGUUACUCAGUUGGAGCCUCUGACGGAGCAGCAGUUGGUUGGGAUUAACAACUUGCAGCAGUCCUCCCAACAGGCAGAAGAUGCAUUAUCUCAAGGGAUGGAGGCAUUGCAACAAUCUCUAGCUGAAACUUUGUCCAGUGGAUCUCUUGGCUCCUCGGGUAACUCGGGAAAUGUAGCUAACUACAUGGGUCAAAUGGCCAUGGCAAUGGGAAAGCUAGGAACCCUUGAAGGGUUUAUCCGCCAGGCUGACAAUUUACGGCAACAAACACUGCAACAAAUGCACCGUAUCUUGACAACCCGCCAGUCAGCUCGUGCACUUUUGGCUAUACAUGAUUAUUUCUCACGGCUACGCGCUCUUAGUUCUCUCUGGCUUGCCCGCCCAAGAGAGUGAAAUGCUCCCAACCUGAUUGGUAAAUCUGUGGCCUGCAAGGCAUCUGAAUAGCAAUUGACUCUCUCUAGUACAGCACCAGGGUUACUUGGUUAUCAUUACAAAUUUUCUUUUAUAGAUUUUCUCUGAUGCUGUAGCUGCAGAAAUUGUAUCGUUAGUGCUAAUCCUGUAAUUCUGUAAUUUAUUACCGUCAUUUUAGUCAUCGUAGGAUCGAGUAAUGCUUAUUAUUGUUAAUAAUUAUAGUCUUAUGAUUUGUGUAAUUGUAAUUUGUGACCGAGUUUCGAAAUGAAUUUUGGAUUAAGGAAAUGCAUGAUGGUUUUGACUAGUUUUUAACA